Messenger RNA from Nelumbo nucifera (sacred lotus), 3300 nucleotides. RefSeq names its product putative disease resistance protein RGA1. NCBI's taxonomy places the organism in Eukaryota, Viridiplantae, Streptophyta, Magnoliopsida, Proteales, Nelumbonaceae. The record is from RefSeq and is a predicted model, not a curated record. Gene Ontology annotation, molecular function: ADP binding.
AUGGCUGAAUUCCUGGUCUCUACUGCCUUGGAUCAAUUGGCCUCCAUGGGCCUUGAACAGCUCCGAGAAGAGUGCAGACUGAUUUCAAGUGUUGGAGAUGAAGUAAAUAGACUGUCUAACACAUUUCGGACAAUUCAGGCUGUGAUUGAGGAUGCAGAGGAAAAGCAAGUCAGCAACCAAGCUGUGAAAGAAUGGUUAGUAAAUAUCAAAGAUGCAGCUUAUGACAUUCAUGACCUGCUGGACGAGUGGAACACCAAACAUCAGAUAUCACGAAUGAAUAAGAGAUCUGAUAAUGCUUCUUGCAUUAGCUUGAUGAAGAAGGUAAGCAACACUUACCUGUUCCCUCCUUUCUUUUGUUUCAACCCCAUACAUUUGCGCCAUAACAUGGGUAUUAAGAUGAAGAAGAUCAGGAAAAGACUUGCUACAAUUGCAACUGACAGAGUUAAUUACCAGCUUACUGAAACUGCUACUAGUAAUAGGAGGAGAAUAGACGAGAUUGUAGGGCGAGCUAGAUCAACAAGUUCUCAAGUAGAUGUAUCAGAAAUAGUUGGUCGUGAUGUAGAGAAGGAAGAGAUAAUAAGUAAGUUGGUAAGUGAUCAGAGCAGUCGACAACAUGAAAUAGGCCUUCAUCCAGUCCCCAUCAUCUCUAUUUAUGGUAUGGGGGGCUCAGGCAAGACAACCCUUGCAAAGCUAAUCUACAACGAUCAUAAGAUCACAACUCAUUUCCAAGUGAGAAUUUGGGUGUGUGUCUCUGAGCCUUUCGAUAAGGCCAAGAUUGCCAAAGCAAUAGUUGAAGCUGUAGAAGGAAAUAUCAAUUUCAGAGGUGAUAUUGAAUGGCAAGUGUUGCACCAGAAACUCACAAACUCCUUACAGGGAAAGCUUUAUCUACUUAUUCUGGAUGAUGUGUGGUCUGACAAAGAAUCAGAAUGGGAGGACUUGAAAAUUUCCCUGAAUCAAGGUUCACUAGGAAAUAGAAUUGUGGUCACCACACGAAAGCAGAAUGUUGCAGAGAUGAGGGGCACAACAUACAGUCAUCGUCUUGGCAUGCUAUCAGACGAAAACUGCUGGAUGUUGUUGAGUCGUAUAGCUUUUGAUGGGAGGACAGAAGAAGAAUGUGCAAAACUGGAAGAGGUAGGCAAGAAAAUUGCAAAGAAAUGUCAAGGCUUACCUCUUUCUGCAAAGACUUUAGGUGGUCUGCUCCGCAACAAAAAGCCAUUUGAACACGAGUGGAAACAUGUGUUAGAAAGUAAUACAUGGGAAUUACUAGAAGCUAAACAAGAUGAUUUCAAUGGAGCUGUAUUACUGAGCUAUUACGACUUGCCUCCCCACUUAAAACGAUGCUUUGCAUUUUGUGCAGUGUUUCCUAAAGAUUAUGUGAUGGAAAAGGAUACCCUCAUCAAGUUGUGGAUGGCACAAGGAUUCCUCAAGAGUACUAAUACCAGUCAUCAUCAUAUGGGAAGAACACCAGAGUUGUUAGGUGAAGACUAUUUUGAUGAACUGGCCAAUCGUGCAUUUUUUCAUGAUUUUGUGAGAGAUGAAAAUGGCAACAUAGAACAGUGCAAGAUGCAUGAUAUUGUGCAUGAUUUUGCACAAUUUCUCACAAAAGAUGAAUGUUAUGCAAUAGAAAUGGAGAUCAAUGAUAACAUUAAUGCACAAGACUUGUUCAACUUUCACAAAGCUCGUCAUCUAAGCUUAGAAUUGGCAUCAUAUCCUGAGUCUACAAAGCCUGCUCAUCCUCUAGUGAUUUGCAAAGCAGAGAAACUACGAACGCUAUUAUUGUCCUCUUUUCGUGUGGAAGUAUCAUUACCCGAUUUAUUCCAUCAUUUGACUUGCCUAAGGGCACUAAGACUGGAAAUAGGGGACAUUAAGGAAAUACCAAGGGAGGUGGGAAUGUUGAUGCAUCUAAGAUUCCUAGAUUUGUCUAAUCAGCUAGAAUUAAAAGAAUUGCCAGAAACCAUUUGUGAUCUAUACAAUUUGCAGAGUCUAAAUCUUGAUCACUGUCAACAAUUGAAGAAAUUGCCCAAAGGGAUUGGAAAAUUGACACAAAUGAGAUAUCUUGGAAUUGAAGAUACUACUAAUCUUAAACACUUACCACAAGGUAUUGGGAGAUUAUGCUCAUUGCAUACAUUAUCCAAGUUUGUUGUAAGUGAUGAUGAUUCUGAUGGUGGAUGUAAAAUUGAAGAAUUGAAUGACCUCAACAACCUCAAAGGGAACUUAGAAAUAAAAGAGCUGGGCAAAGUAGCAAACAAGAAUGAGGCUAGCAUGGCCGAUUUGAAGAAGAAGCAACAUCUCUGUCAUUUAUGGCUAUCCUUCAGUGAAGGUAGUUAUAAAGAUGAUGACACAGUGGAGAGAAUGGAGGGUGUACUCGAAGCUCUGGAACCACCUCAGUUCUUGGAGACAUUGGGAAUAUAUGGAUACAUUGGUAGUAAGUUACCAAACUGGAUGAAUCACUUGCUGUUGCCUAAUCUUGUCUGUCUACAGCUUUUUAAUUUUAAAAAUUGUAAGCAAUUGCCACCUUCUCUGGGAAAACUGCCAUCCCUUAAAGAGAUUGCAUUGCGGAAAUGGAAUGAGGUUAAGUGCAUGAAUCUGGAAUUCUUUGGAUUGAUCAAUACUAAUAAUACAGGUCGAACUGCCACUUAUGCGAGUGAAGGAAAUGAUGAAGAGAAGAAUAAAAUGUUAUUGUUCCCCAAGUUGGAUUAUAUCUCAAUCUCAGAUAUGCCAAACUUAGAGGAAUGGAGCCUUAGAAUACAAGAGGAAGGUGGAGAGACGACUACUACUACUACUACUGCCAUUACCUUUAUGCCAUGUCUUCGUACCUUGAAAUUUCGAUACUGCUCUUCGUUGAAAGCAUUGGUUCACAUGUCCGCUGCAGCACCACUAAGGACAUUAGUUAUAGAAAACCGUCCACAACUAGCAUCCUCAUCUUCAUCAUGCCUUCCAGAAGACCUUGAGGAGUUGGAGAUAGAGGAGAAAACAGGGGACAUCCAUAUUUUAGAAUCAUUACAACCAAAUAACAGCAUCAAGUUGUUGACUCUUUCUGGUUCUGGUGGAUCGCGUGCUGGGUCACUUCCCAGAGGAUUGAAAAAUCUGGCAGUGCUCCGAACAUUAAAAGUCAGAUCGUGGAAAUUCAUAGCUUCUCUGCCUGAACCUGAAGAACUACAACAUCUCACCAUGAUACAAGAAUUGAGCAUCUGGCACUGUCCAGCUUUGAAGAAAAGUUGCCAAAAGGAGAUAGGAGAGGAGUGGAACAAGAUAUCCCACAUCCCCAAUAUUAUAAUGGACGACACGAAGAUCCAGUAA